AUGGGCACAGCAACCUUCAACUCCCAGUACAACGCAGACCCCUACGCCCUCCCAACAACAGAACUCGUCCACCGCGCCCUAUCCCACGGAAUCCGCGCCUUCGACACAUCCCCCUACUACGGUCCCGCCGAAGACCUCCUCGGCCAAGCCCUCUCCUCGCCCGCAAUCACCACCUCCCACCCAAGAAACACAUACCACCUCCUCACAAAAGUAGGCCGAAUCGCCUCCUCCUCAUUCGACUACUCCCCACCCUGGAUCCGAUCCAGCGUCCGCCGCAAAGUUUUAACUGCGGUGCGCGAAUUGCGCCGGCUUCGCGAUGAAGAGGGUGUCCUGCGCUACGUUGGUAUCUCCGGGUACCCGGUCGACGUACUCUCGACACUUGCGGAAAUGGUACUCGUUCAGACGGGGAUGGAGUGCCGAUUGGGUCUAUGGGGGGAUUUUCAUCCUGCGCCUGAUGGGUUGCGGGGUGUUGUUCGUGAUGCGGCGGGUGUUGUUGAUGGGCGCGGGGAGAAGUUGGAAGUUGUUGCUAUUCGGUUUGCGCUUGAGUCUUGGCUUAGGGAUGGGGCUGGGGCUGGUGGUUUGGGGCCGCCGAUGGCGAAGGGUGUUGAUUCGGAUCCGGGUUUCAUUUCUGUUAAGAGUGUUGGUGCUGGGAGGAGGUUGGGGGUUAGUGUUAUGGGGGUUAGUAAUGUUGCUGAGUUGGAUGAGACGUUGAGGGUUUGGAAUAGUAUUGUUGAGGGGCUUGAGAAUUGUGAGGAUGGGGAGUUUGAAGGAAAGGGUACUUCGACUCCGACGACUUCGAAUAUUUUGACGCCGUCGGAGGGAUUGAUUACUGAUCGGGCUUGGUCUCGUACGCGCCGCACAAAUAUUUUGCAGCUGGCUGCGGAGAUUCGUGAUGUUAUUGGGGAGGAGUGGGUGGAUUAUGUGUGGGCAAGCCCUGAUGCGGACUUCAAGAAUUCGUUGUCUGAGGAGCAUCUCGCUCUCGUUAGAAGCCUUGAGGUCGAAGGGGAGCCCAUCGAUUCUCCUGCCAUUGACGAUUCUACUCUGGAUGAAGGAAUGUUGACCCCGCCGUUGGAUGUGGAGAGACGGCUUGAGUGA
Penicillium cosmopolitanum is the source of this 1095-nucleotide messenger RNA. RefSeq names its product D-arabinose 1-dehydrogenase (NAD(P)(+)) ARA2. Gene Ontology annotation, cellular component: cytosol. Lineage: Eukaryota; Fungi; Ascomycota; Eurotiomycetes; Eurotiales; Aspergillaceae. The transcript is spliced from 3 exons. Gene Ontology annotation, molecular function: D-arabinose 1-dehydrogenase [NAD(P)+] activity. Gene Ontology annotation, biological process: dehydro-D-arabinono-1,4-lactone biosynthetic process. The record is from RefSeq and is a predicted model, not a curated record. Bases 1 to 1095 code for a protein of 364 amino acids.